CACCAAUUCCUGCCCAGCCGCCAGAGACAUAAUGCGCCCACCGCCGGCGACAGCACUGUGCCGCCUGCGAUGUGCUCGGCGGGACGACGCAGUGUCUGCGGCCGUGAUGGCGCCCUCUGAGCCCGACGUGUGCCAAUGCGUGGCGCCAGCAGCAAACACCAGCCAUCCGUCAACAACCUCCCUUCACGUCUUGCACCUGGCCGCCCCAUUGCGGACGCAGAAGCAUCUGCUGGCACUAGUCCUAUCACUGCACCUUCACCGGCCGACGCUGAAGGUAACAGCAUCCACGAACAGGCCCCCCGAGGGCCCCAGCCCAGGAGCCUGAAACAAGAGCCAAGUUGGCCUAGCAGCGCGGGCCAGUGGGUCAGAUGUUUUGUUGCUGGAAUCCCUCACGUUCAUCAAUCCCGUCGAUCCUACCACUACCUAGGAGGUCAUUACCACCGCAGUGUAGUCAUAAAACGCAAUUGCAUCUUUUAAUGUCUACUCCAAAGACCACAUGAGGCCCAGAGCCAGUAACCAGGCAUCUGGCAUCUAGCAUCUAGCAUCUGGCAUAAUGCAUCUCUCUCUGCUGUGAUAUCAAUGUAAAGGCGAGGUAAAUAUACUGGAAUACUAGCCUUCGCAUUGUUUCCUGAC
Molecule: messenger RNA, 633 nt
Organism: Mytilinidion resinicola
Lineage: Eukaryota; Fungi; Ascomycota; Dothideomycetes; Mytilinidiales; Mytilinidiaceae
Exons: 2
Coding region: 136-477 (113 amino acids)
Source: RefSeq, a predicted model, not a curated record